Molecule: messenger RNA, 1763 nt
Organism: Scophthalmus maximus (turbot)
Lineage: Eukaryota; Metazoa; Chordata; Actinopteri; Pleuronectiformes; Scophthalmidae
Gene: hoxb7a
Product: homeobox B7a
Exons: 2
Coding region: 166-993 (275 amino acids)
Biological process (GO): regulation of transcription by RNA polymerase II; anterior/posterior pattern specification
Cellular component (GO): nucleus
Molecular function (GO): DNA-binding transcription factor activity, RNA polymerase II-specific; RNA polymerase II cis-regulatory region sequence-specific DNA binding
Source: RefSeq, a predicted model, not a curated record
GUAGUCACAUGGUUUGCGAGGUAAUGGAAAAGAGAGGGGAAGAAUAGUGUGAGGUGGGGUGAUUUUUUGUUUUUAAAUUUUGUGUAAAUCUAGACAGUAUUACUCCGCCAAUAAUUCACGGUCGACAUUUCACCGCCCGGGUCUACAAAUCAACGGCGCAAAAUUAUGAGUUCGCCCGACUUCGCCAACGCGCUGUUCUCCAAAUACCAAGAAGCCGCGGCGAGCUGCUCCGCUCUGCUCCUCACAGACUCCUCAACUUCUCCCUCCUCGUCUUCCUUCGCUCGUCCCGCCGCGUCGCCUUCAUGCGGCCGCGUUUCCAGCGGAUAUCGCCACAACCAUGUCUCCAAUGGGAAAGUCGGCGGAAGACUCCCCUUCCCUCCUCCCUCCUCUCCUUCUCCUCCUUCCCCCUCUUCCUCCCUUCCCUCCCCCACUUCCUCGUGGUUCUGUUUGUCUCUUUCGGGACUAAACGGGAACAGCGGGGGUGCUCAGCCCGGCGCACAUCAUCCGAACCAGGCAGAAAUAUGCGCAGGAGGCGCUUGUGGCUCUCCGCCGGGAGCUGUGCCGCUGUGCGCAUCUCUGCAGAGAUGUGCCUCCGAGCGGUUCUCCGGACCGCCUCAGCUUUGCUCGUCGGUCGCCAGGUUCCCUGAGCCGGCCCGUAGGAUGCAGCAGCAGCCCCAGCCACAACAAGAGAGGCUAGAGAUUUACCCCUGGAUGAGAAGCUCAGGUGCCGACGGGAGGCGCGGCCGGCAGACGUACACGCGCCACCAGACGCUCGAGCUGGAGAAGGAGUUCCACUUCUGCCGGUACCUGACGAGACGACGGAGGGUGGAGGUCGCGCACGCGCUCCGCCUCACGGAGCGGCAGGUCAAGAUCUGGUUCCAGAACCGGAGGAUGAAGUGGAAGAAGGAGAGGGGGGCGACAGAGAGCGGCGCCCCGACGGCUGCUCCGGCGGCGGCCGACGGACGGGAAGAGGAGGCUGAUGGAGAGGAGUGAGGCGGGAUUCCAAACUGUCCAGCUACUCCCCAUAACGGGUCAACGAGGUUGUUCACGUGCCGAACUCAAACGCCGCAUCUCCGAACAUGAGCAUCAUGUUAUGUAUUAGCUCAAUGUGUCUCUUGAACCUGGAGAGAGGGUUACGUUUGAUAGUUAUGAUCAUAAUUUACUCAUCAGAUUUAUUUCCGUGAAGCCUCUAACACCACCCGUCAGCGGCCGGCCAGGUCCCGUAGAAUCCGCAGAAUCCUCCAUGUGAUGGGAGAAUGGUCAUCACCCGGCCUGCAGCAGAGAGGAAACAGUGGGAAACAGCAGAUCUUAUGGCUUCUGUGGACACGGAGCUCCUUGUUAGUGAAAACCGUGAAUACAAAAUGGUAAAGGGAUGAUUUUGCAUUCUUUUUAUUUAUGUUCUAUUUGUUGGCAUUAUCAGACUAAUACACCUCCUCGGCUUUAGCUGAGGACACCAUGGUUAACCAGGCUGUUAAAAACACAAAGCCCUCCUCCACUCACUUCAGAUGUUUCUCUUUGCCCGGUCAACAAGCCAACACAGCUCCAGCUGUUGGAAAAAAAAGACCACAUAAUUACACUUCUUUAAUAAUCUAAAUGUGAGACAGACCUUCUCUUUGGAAACGUAUUUCUAAAGGAAACAUGCUAAACCCUUUGAAUGUUUCUUUUUUUUGUGUGCCUAAAACUGUCUUUUUACUGUAUUUCCUCUGAUCAGAAUCACACAAAUAUUAAAAAUCAGCCUUAAAAUAAAACAAUCCAGAAUGUGA